Agrilus planipennis (emerald ash borer) is the source of this 3825-nucleotide messenger RNA. It is a transcript of the gene Elp1, whose product is annotated as elongator complex protein 1. Bases 29 to 3772 code for a protein of 1247 amino acids. Gene Ontology annotation, cellular component: cytosol; elongator holoenzyme complex. The transcript is spliced from 5 exons. Gene Ontology annotation, molecular function: tRNA binding. Gene Ontology annotation, biological process: tRNA wobble base 5-methoxycarbonylmethyl-2-thiouridinylation. The record is from RefSeq and is a predicted model, not a curated record. Lineage: Eukaryota; Metazoa; Arthropoda; Insecta; Coleoptera; Buprestidae.
UUUUAUAAUUGUUUAUAAUAAACUAAAUAUGAAGAAUAUUAGUUUAUAUAAAGUCAACAAAGAAUAUAUAGGCUUUGACAAUGCAUUAGAUGUUAUUAAUAUUGCUGACAAACUAUAUGUUUUAAAAGAUGAGCAAGUGUGGUGCUACAUGAAACUGGAGAAAACUAAUAUUAAACUUGGAAAAUGCACUAAUAUAGUCACAUCUUUUCAUCAUUUAACAAUUGAUGAAGCAGUUUAUUUUAGUACCUCUCAAUCAGUAGUAUUUAUAAAUACAAAUAAUGAUGAAAUUUCUAUGUUUGAUUUUGAGACAGUAAUAACUUCAACAGCAUGGAAUCCUUCUCAAGACAUCUUAACUAUUGUGUUUGAAGAUGGUAAUAUUGGCUUGUUUACGUUUAAUUUAAAGGAAAAGACUUUUGACAUAAAAGAAUCUUCAAAUUUAAGUUUUGUAUGUCCAGAAACAAUUACAAUUGGUUGGGGCUCUACUAAAACCCAAUUUAGAGGCCCACUAAAGAAAAGGACAGAUGAUGUACUAACAUUAAUUUCAAAUGUUUUAAUAAAUGACGAAAAGGAGAUAGAGCCUGUUUCCAAACAUGACAAUAAAAGGCCUGUUAUUACUUGGAGAUCAGAUGGAGAAAUGUUUUGUGUGAAUUUUUGGAAUAAUGAUAGACGAAUCAUUAAAUUCUUCAAUAGUGAAUGCCAACCAAUGUUUGAAAACAGUGGUGUGAAUGGUUUACAACCAAUUUUAGCUUGGCGACCAUUUGGUGCUGGAAUAGCAUCUAUAUCAGUUAUUAAAAAUAAUAGUUUUCUUGUAUUAUUUGAGAAAAAUGCGACAGUGAGGCAUGAGUUUCAACUCGAACAUUCGUUUUAUGUAAAAGAUUUAAAGUGGGACCAAACAGGAAAUUUACUCUCUGCUUAUCUAGACAUACCAGAAGAAAAUUCUUCACAAAUACGAAUUUAUAUGAUAAAAAACAAUCAUCUCUAUUUGAAACAAACUUUAGCAUUCAACACUUCAAAUAUAAUUAAUUUUCAAUGGUAUGAAGGCACAUCAUUUAAAUAUGCAUUAUCUGUGACUGUCCCCAAUUAUUAUUUAAAGUACCAGUUUAAGCUGAUUGUUAAUAAAAUGUAUGUAAAUGAUAGUAACUGCACAAUUACGGGUGUUGUCGAUGGACAUAUUCUACAUUUGUGUCGAUACACACAAUCUGACUGUUCUUCAUACAAAGACAUAAACUCACAAGAACCGAUUAAUUGUAUAAUAUUUUAUGAAAGUAGCAGGUAUUUAUUAAUUUUUGGAAUUCACAACUUGUACUUAUAUAAGUACGAAGACAUACAAGAAAAUUCAAAUCUUAUAGGUAAAAUUAGCUUAAUUUCGGAUAAAUCGUUUCUUAACUUUUUUAAUUUUACUACUCCUUACAAUACAUAUAAAUGUAUAUUUAAUGGAAUUACUACCGAUACUACAGACGACGUUAAAAAGUUUGAGAUCAACUUUUUAAACUUCAACACGAAAAAAUUAUCGGAGAUAGCUGAUCUUCAAACAGAAAUUACUGACGAUAUUGAAUUGCAAGAAAAUGCAAAAGAAGUUUAUUCUGAACUGAUAAAAACCGAUAAAAGCACUUUUAAAUUAAUUAUGGACGAGUAUAGGAGCGUUUAUUUAAAUUCUAAACUGAUGUGGAACAAUAUAACGUCAUACACGAUUCAUCAGAAUUAUUUGUUUCUUACUACAAAAGAUACAUUGAUAGGAAUUCGUUUAAAUACUUUGGAUGAUUUCUAUCUAGAGAAAGUAACAAUUCCAUAUACAAGAACAAUUGAGAUGGGAUCGUCUCUUAUUUGUGGAAUGGGCUCUACUUCAAAUUUAAUUUUACAAGCUCCCCGUGGCAAUAUUGAAAUUAUAUCAUGUCUUCUUAUAAAUAUAGAUAACAUUGAUAAUUUCCUUAGAAAUAAUAACUGGCAGGAAGCUUGGGAUACAGUUCGGCUUUUAAAAUUAAACUCAAAUUUGUUAUUUGAUUUAAACCCAGAAAGAUUUUUGAAAAAUAUCCAGAGUUUCAUUGAAGCAUGCGUGUUAAACGUAUUCCUGUCAGAAUUAGAAGAAGAUAACGUCCUUACAAAAGUCUACACUACAUCUGGUUUCAAAUUAGAAAAGUUUAGUAAGAAAGUUGAAACAGUUUGUUCAGCAAUAAUAGAUUUUUUAGUAACAAAUAAUUAUGUGGAAUCCUUAACUAGCAUAGUGCAUGCCUGUCUUGUUAUGAGAAAUUCGUCAGUUGCUCCCAUAAAAGAAGCUUUAAAGCAUGUACAAAUACUUUUCCGGUAUAACACACAAAACGAAACGUUUAAAAAAUCCAUUGAAGACGCAAUUAAAUUUAUGUUAAAAUAUGUCCAUAUAAAUGAUGCCUAUCAUGCAGCACUUUCACUUUAUGAUUUAGAAUUAGCUAUUUUAAUAGCCAGACACUCAGAGAUGGAUCCGAAAGAGUACAUUUAUUUUAUUACAAAAUUAAAAGGCAUGUCAGAAAUGGAGAGGAAAUUUACUAUUAAUGAUCAUUUGGGAAAUUACCGUAUGGCAAUACUUUAUUUAUACGAAGAAUUUGUAAAUAAUGGAUGUAAAAGAGUUGUAGAGUAUAUGAACAAACAUAAUUUACAAAAAACACUUUACGAUAACAUUUCUGAAAAAUCUUCAAUUUACGUAGACGUAGUCGAGUCAUACGCUGAUAAACUAAUUUCACAGAAAUUGUAUGACGAGGCAGGAUUAAUUUUAGAAAAAGCAAACCUUUAUGAUAGAGCAUUACAAAGUUAUAAAGAAGCAAAAAACUGGAAAAAGUCUGUAGAAAUUAUGAAAAAUUGUAAUAUUGAUGAAAUAAGCUUUAAGAGAAAUAUUCGAGAAAUAGCAGAAAAUUUAAUUUCUGUUAAUCAAACAAUAGAUGCAAGUUAUCUAUAUGAAACUUAUUUACGAAAUUAUGAAACUGCCACUAAAUUCCUUAGUGAAAAACAUCAUUUUAGCCUUGCAUGUGAGAUGGCAAGAAAAUAUUCAAGAUUGGAUAUUAUAGAAACAACUAUUGUACCUCUUUUGAAAGAGUUUACUUCGAACAUGAAUACAGAACUGGAAAAACUGGAAGUUGACUAUACUAAAUACAAAGAACGUUUAUUUAAAAUUAGGAAGGAAAAAAUUGAGAGGCUUAAACAUGACCACGAAAACAAAGAUUUUGAAUAUCAAGAAAACUAUCAAACUAACAGAGGAAUUGAGGAUGAUUUGUACUCCCUUGCAGGAAGUACGACUUCAACAAAACAUGGAUCGUCAACUGCGUCAAACUUAUCAAGAAGUAGUGCUAGCUCUAGUCGUUCAAAACGUAAAGAACAAAGAAAGAAAGAAGAUUUACGUGAAGGUGGACAGUAUGAAGAUAUAGCUAUUAUGAAAACAUUGCAUGAUAAAAUAUCUGCUGUCUGUAAUUAUGGUUCAACUGUUCGUGAAGUAUGUAUGGUUUUAUUCGAAUUAAAUUUCGAAAGUGACGCUAGAAAGUUGCACAAUUCACUUUUUGAUUUACAAAAUAAAAUGAAAAACGAUAUUAAAGAAAUUUGGCCAGACAUUUUACUAAAACAGGAUGAUCUAAACUCGUACGAUGUUAAAGUAUUGCAGCAAAAUUUGUUUUCUUUAGGUAAUUAUAACUAUUAUUUUACAUUUGAUGAAUUAUUCAUUUGUAUACCGUUGUGUUUUGCAGAUGUAAUGUAUUGGAAGCCUCCCGUUAUAAAAACAGAUUGGGUAAUCCAUAUCUUACAGAAUUGUUAGAAAAUUGCAUAAUGUAAAGAUUUGUUUUAUAUCUGAAUAAACAGUUAUUUCGA